Messenger RNA from Trichoderma virens Gv29-8, 456 nucleotides. RefSeq lists its product as uncharacterized. The transcript has 2 exons. Gene Ontology annotation, cellular component: cytosolic small ribosomal subunit. The record is from RefSeq and is a predicted model, not a curated record. NCBI's taxonomy places the organism in Eukaryota, Fungi, Ascomycota, Sordariomycetes, Hypocreales, Hypocreaceae. Gene Ontology annotation, molecular function: RNA binding; structural constituent of ribosome. The coding region runs from base 1 to 456 and encodes 151 amino acids.
AUGUUGAUUCCCAAGGCCGACCGCAAGAAGAUUCACGAGUACCUCUUCCGCGAGGGUGUCCUCGUCGCGCAGAAGGACUUCAACCUCCCCAAGCACCCCGAUAUUGACACCAAGAACCUGUUCGUCAUCAAGGCUGCUCAGUCCCUCAACUCCCGCGGCUAUGUCAAGACCCAGUUCUCUUGGCAAUACUAUUACUACACCCUGACCCCCGAGGGUCUCGACUACCUCCGGGAAUGGCUUCACCUGCCUGCCGAGAUCGUUCCUGCUACUCACAUCAAGCAGCAGCGAUCACACGCUCCUCCCCGUGGCAUGCUCGGCGAGGGCGAGCGUGAGCGACGACCUUUCGGCCGUGGACGUGGCGGCGACCGUGGUGACCGUGAGGGUGGAUACCGAAGGAGGGAUGCUGGCGAGGGCAAGGAGGGUGGUGCUCCCGGCGAGUUUGCUCCUCAAUUGUGA